AUGAUCUGCACAGGGGCCUACGAACCCUCCUGGACUCUCGAGCUUUCCGGUAUUGGAGAUCCGCAAGUCCUGCAAGCUGCGGGCUUGGACUGUACUGUCGCGAACAAGCUCGUUGGCGCUAAUCUGCAAGACCACUACGCCAUGGCCAUUUCGUUCGAGUUGGUUUCCGGAAGGUUCUCCGUUAAUGCCGUCCUCGCCCCCGAAGUCAUCAAGCCAUUCAUGGAGCUAUAUCAGAAGGCCGGGACCGGUCCAUUGGCAGGUCCUCCCUCGGGAAUUGGAUAUCUCAACUACGCGGUGUUGGUGUCGCCAGAACAACUCCAAACUACCCUUUACGCAGCGGCGUCGACACAGGGAAUCGAGACGCCCCUCAACGAAGCCCAGCAACGACAGAAUCUCCAAUUUCAGUGCUAUUGGCCGUGUUAA
Cladophialophora bantiana CBS 173.52 is the source of this 423-nucleotide messenger RNA. RefSeq lists its product as uncharacterized. The record is from RefSeq and is a predicted model, not a curated record. Gene Ontology annotation, molecular function: oxidoreductase activity; flavin adenine dinucleotide binding. Bases 1 to 423 code for a protein of 140 amino acids. The transcript has a single exon. NCBI's taxonomy places the organism in Eukaryota, Fungi, Ascomycota, Eurotiomycetes, Chaetothyriales, Herpotrichiellaceae.